CGGAGAGCAGAGUCCGAGACGAUCCCCAAGAGGAGGGUGCUGGCGUCGCCGUCGUUCCCGGUGCCGCGGUCUCUCCCGUCUCCGAGGAAAAAGGCUCGGGUGCCGCCGGGGCGCACGCCAGAGUCGGAGUCCGAGACGCUCCCCAGGAGGAGGAGAGCGCCGUCUCCGUGGUAGAACUGGACGACCGCGUCGAGGUUGUCCACGUCGAGGUCCAAGAGCCCGCCGCGCGCCCUCUUGGAAGACGACGAGUGGCAGAGGCCUGGGCUGGUGGCGUUGCCGAAGCGCGACGACGAAGUACGGGGAGGUAAUCAAUCGGCGCCAUUCUUGGCACACGCGGCGCCAGUUCAGGCAAUCCGCGGGCCUUGAGCGGAGAAGGAUCUCAUGGAACGCGUCCGCCGAGAGCGCUUGCCCUCCAGCGUCCGCCAUGGGCGCCGCCUCGGAGAAGCUUAGCUUCGAGAAGGGGAGGCCGCCGGGAGGGGGGAAUCGGAGGAAUCGGGCGACCGUUGUUGAGAGAGAAUCCCGAGGGGAUUUUGUUGGAUUCUGGAAGGGGAAAGGCGGCGGCCACCGGUUCGGUUCGGUUCGGUUCGGUGGGCUGUUCGGCUUACGGUUGGGCCAGGCCUGUUGGGCCUCGGAUUGUGGGCCCCACACAAUCUCCUUCCUCCUCUUGGUCGCACCGGCCGCCGCUCCAUCUCUUCACCGCCGGUCGCGCGUGCGCCGGCCGGAGUGCGUGCUAGGGGAGGAGGGAGCGGCGGCCGGGGUGGUGGUCGGUGGCGGGGGCAGGGGCGAGGAGAGGGGCGGAGCCGGCGAGGUCGAAGGCGGGCAGGCAAUGCGGCUGACGCAGACCGGGGAUGGCGGCGGCGCAGGAGGCCUUAGACCGCUCGGGUGCGUCGGGAGGCAGGAGAGCACACGGACAUAUGCCAGGGUUGCGCGACCAUUAUUCUCAUCCUCGGCGAGCACCUCCAUCUACUGGUGCCCCCUGCCGCGCUCCCCACCGCGCCAUACAUGUGUUGAUUGGUAUUCUUUCUUGAUCUGGCUGGCCGCUGCGAAGCUGUUGUCUAGCCAACACAUGGGAUGUGAUCUGUUGUGAUGGCGUGAAAAGAAAUGGAGCAGCUGCUGGGCAAAGAUGGGGAAUCUGAUUCAGAAAGAGCCUAUAGUUCAUUUUUGAAGGUAUGCAGGUCCUUUUAUUUGUAUUUUUGUUCAAUGUUCAAGCGAGAAUUCCCAGGAUUUAGCACAAAACUAUAGUUUCUGUGCUUUACUUCUCACAUUGUUUCGCUGGGCUUGGAGUAUGUAAAACUUUUAAUAUGCAUCUCGUCCCCAACAUCCAAAGGUAAUGGAAUCCAUGCAAUGCAUCUAUUCUUUGUUCCUAGUAUACAGAUUGUUCGAUGGUCUUGAUCUACUUCUGUUAUGGUGCUAAGACUUUGCUUACUCCCAUGUAGUCUAUAGUCCCCUCCAGCCCCCAACCCAUGAAGGCCAUUGCUGGAUCUACAUGUCGCCAUACAAAAGAUGGUGAGUAGCAUUUGUCACAGCCGCAGUGUCACUCGAAAAGGAGCACUUCUCGAACAAACUCGUCGUGGGGCGAGUUACAUGUACACUUCUCAACUUGGGGUCAUUAUCAAUAGAGAAUGUAGUACUCUAUGAGGCAAAGACAUUUCUUUAUCUAGUUGAUUGAUGUAUCUGGUUGAUCUAGCUUUGUAAUCUGGUUGAACCUCUAUGCUAGAGAUGUGGACUAGAAAUACUAUGUUCGAGCCUAAAUGAUUGUUUGAAAUUUUAUUACUGCAAAAUGCUAUAUUAUUAGUACCCAAAUGCAUGGGAUUCUAUUUC
Messenger RNA from Panicum virgatum (switchgrass), 1821 nucleotides. RefSeq lists its product as uncharacterized. The transcript is spliced from 4 exons. The record is from RefSeq and is a predicted model, not a curated record. Bases 425 to 1087 code for a protein of 220 amino acids. Lineage: Eukaryota; Viridiplantae; Streptophyta; Magnoliopsida; Poales; Poaceae.